Messenger RNA from Prorocentrum cordatum, 384 nucleotides. NCBI's taxonomy places the organism in Eukaryota, Dinophyceae, Prorocentrales, Prorocentraceae. The record is from the annotation of a GenBank genome assembly.
AUGCGCACCGCUUCGCGGGGGACAUGGCCGGAUAGGCAAACUGUCAGCAUCCCGUCCUCCAGCAUGCGGCCGCCGACUUUCCUCUCAAUUCUUGACUUGGAGACCAUCGGCAAGGUGAUCGAGAACGUGUCCACGAGGGUAUUGCCCAACAUGGAGAGGACGCUGCAGGUCUCCCCGAACAUCACCACCUUCGUGGGGUCGUUCCUGAACAUGGCGCGCCUUGAAGUGGGCGGCCUGCAGGAGGCUGCCCACAGCAUGGUCACUAGGGCCAGCCCCAUCAUCGCCGAGCGGGUGCAAUGUACCUUCAGCAGCGCGCGCCAGCGCAUCGGCCUCAACCUCCUCAGCGCGGUCGUGGUGUUCGCCACCCCGUGGCUCUUGCAUUGA